Messenger RNA from Rattus norvegicus (Norway rat), 1638 nucleotides. It is a transcript of the gene Pitpna, whose product is annotated as phosphatidylinositol transfer protein, alpha. The record is from RefSeq and is marked provisional. The coding region runs from base 193 to 1008 and encodes 271 amino acids. Gene Ontology annotation, cellular component: cytosol; nucleus. The transcript is spliced from 12 exons. Gene Ontology annotation, biological process: lipid translocation; phospholipid transport; intermembrane lipid transfer. Gene Ontology annotation, molecular function: phosphatidylinositol transfer activity; phosphatidylcholine binding; phosphatidylinositol binding. NCBI's taxonomy places the organism in Eukaryota, Metazoa, Chordata, Mammalia, Rodentia, Muridae.
GCGGGAGGUGGCGAGGCCAGGGCAGGGUGGCAGAAGCCCGCGCGGCGACCGCAGCGAGAGCAGCGGGGACAGAGCAGACCACAACGAAGGCGCACAGGCAGCGGGGCCGGGCCGGGCCACCGGGAGAGCGGCCACCGGGAAGCGGGCGGGAGGCCGGGCUGGCAGCUGGCAGCCGCCGAGCCGCGAAGCGACAUGGUGCUGCUCAAGGAAUAUCGGGUCAUCCUGCCUGUGUCUGUAGAUGAGUAUCAAGUGGGGCAGCUGUACUCUGUGGCUGAAGCCAGUAAAAAUGAAACUGGUGGUGGGGAAGGUGUGGAGGUCCUGGUGAACGAGCCCUACGAGAAGGAUGAUGGCGAGAAAGGCCAGUACACACACAAGAUCUACCACUUACAGAGCAAAGUUCCCACGUUUGUUCGAAUGCUGGCCCCAGAAGGCGCCCUGAAUAUACAUGAGAAAGCCUGGAAUGCCUACCCUUACUGCAGAACCGUUAUUACAAAUGAGUACAUGAAGGAAGACUUUCUCAUUAAAAUUGAAACCUGGCACAAGCCAGACCUUGGCACCCAGGAGAAUGUGCAUAAACUGGAGCCUGAGGCAUGGAAACAUGUGGAAGCUAUAUAUAUAGACAUCGCUGAUCGAAGCCAAGUACUUAGCAAGGAUUACAAGGCAGAGGAAGACCCAGCAAAAUUUAAAUCUAUCAAAACAGGACGAGGACCAUUGGGCCCGAAUUGGAAGCAAGAACUUGUCAAUCAGAAGGACUGCCCAUAUAUGUGUGCAUACAAACUGGUUACUGUCAAGUUCAAGUGGUGGGGCUUGCAGAACAAAGUGGAAAACUUUAUACAUAAGCAAGAGAAGCGUCUGUUUACAAACUUUCACAGGCAGCUGUUCUGUUGGCUUGAUAAAUGGGUUGAUCUGACUAUGGAUGACAUUCGGAGGAUGGAAGAAGAGACGAAGAGACAGCUGGAUGAGAUGAGACAAAAGGACCCCGUGAAAGGAAUGACAGCAGAUGACUAGCGCUACCGCCCUUUCUGCACUUUUUGCAAGACAGUGGUCCACAGGAAGGCCCAGCAGCUCCACCCUCCUGAGUGGCAGGCCAUCUUUGGACGCAGCCUUUCUGUGCUCAUUCUUCAGGCAACUUUCAGUCCCUUACUAUAGCUAUUUCUAGAUGCCCUUUAACAUUGUGAACAAAUAGACCGUCUGGUAUUAUAAAGCCUGUGUGUGCGGGAGCCUGAUCCUCUAAGAUAUAUGGUGUAUGCUGCUGUAUUUACAGCUCAUCCUCUCUCCAUUGUGCCCUGACCCAUUUCUGUAUGCCCUCCCCCUUUAUUUCCAAGUGACGUUCUCAUUCUUUCAAAUGUGCUGCCUUUGUGAUGUGAUUAUUUAAGCUCACUUAUUUCAGCCUUGGGAUAAGCUGAGCUAUUUUGCUUCCUGGGCAGAUCUUUGGCAAUGUUGAAUAUUCACUUGGGGAGAGAGGAGGAGUUAAAAAUACAGAGACACCUACCCUAGCUCCUCACAAUAGGAAUGUGGCUUCAGAACCCUGACCUCUGCUCCUAGUAACCUCUUGUUCGCGUGCUCUAAGCACCAAGAAGGCACCCAAGGCCCAGCCAGUCUAAGAAAAUUUAGCAAAUAAUAAAUAACCCCUACUCG